GCCUAGCCCUAGCAAAAUUUUGUCUUGUACGCUAAGCUUCUGAAAAGUGUUUAGAGAAAAGUUCCAGUCUUAUAAGUGAAGAAAGAUCAAAGAUAACUAAUAAUGCCAAGGAACAUGGAUGCAGGGUCCUCUGUUCCGAAGUUGUGGAACCUUGUUAGUGAUACCAGGAUCAGGGCAAUGGCUAAUUGCAACUACAAUGGGUUUAGCAGGAUUAAUAGAAGGAGGUUCCCUCGGUUUGUGAUUGAUGGUUUUUGCUCGACAUGAUCCUUAUGAGUGUGGGACAUCUCAUUUUGUUGGUGCAGAUACUUGGGAAGUUUCUAAGCUGUUGCUUCAUUGAGCAAUUGAACGAUGGAUACAGAGAAUGACUCUGAUGCUACUACACACAGUGUUGAAAGGACAGUUGGUAAUGGAUGUGCUAAUCCUGAUACUCUUAGGAGGCCCAAGAAGGGCAGAGUAUUUUGUGUUCGUCGUUUUCCGGUGGGCUGUGGUCCUAAUAAAAUGCCCUCCAGUGAAAAAUUGGGGACCUCGGUUCAGCCAUGUUCAACAUCAUCUAGUUUAAACUACUUGGAAGAAGAAGAAAAGCCAAUGAAGGAGAAUGAUGAAGCUGAACUGGCAUUGUCAGUGGGAUUACAGAAGUUAGGAUUGAUCAAGACUUCACCUUCACCUCAUGAAGAUUUGAGUAAACUGUCCAAGGCAGACUUUCCAGUAAAGGCAAGAGUAUAUCCACCUAGGAGGAAAAUUUCAGGCGUUCGGACCUUCCCACCAGGCUGUGGUGGAAACGAAGCUCAAACUAAUCAAGUUGCUACAGGUUUUGUUGGUACUCCACAGACGGGUACUACUGGGGCCAAGGAUGAAGAAGAGCACAAAGAGCAGAUAAUGCAUACAGGUACUACUGGGGCCAAUGAUGAGACAGUGCACAAAGAGCAGAUAAUGCAUACUUCUAAUGCCGAAAAGUCUCAACGAGAUUCUGAACGCUUGGAGACAGGUAAUGGAAAUCCAAGCAACAAAGACAUAGGCAAACGCCCUGAUGUAAAACCAUCUACUGAUACUGUGAUUCCAGGGUCCCGGACGAUAGUAAUGGCACUGAUGGCUCCACAGAAUUGCCCGUGGACGCAGAAAAGAAGGGUUUCUAGACCCAAGACAGCCAAAGGAAGAGCAGAAGCCAAAGCUAUCAAGUGAUUUUGCUAGGACCAGAUUCAUUAGAAAAAAGGGUUAACUAGCAG
Molecule: messenger RNA, 1223 nt
Organism: Linum trigynum
Lineage: Eukaryota; Viridiplantae; Streptophyta; Magnoliopsida; Malpighiales; Linaceae
Source: the annotation of a GenBank genome assembly